CGAUGGUCGCACCGACCCUUGGCACCCCCAUCGCCACUUCCGGCGGCGCGGGCGGCUGGGAGGAGGUGGCGGGGUUGGCGGAGCAGGGCGCUUAGCCCUUGCCGCCGUGCCCCUCCUUCCCCGUCAAACAGGUACGAAGGCGGGCAUGCUCCUCCCCCCAGCACCGGGGCUUUCAGACAGAGGAGAGCAGAAGCAAGACAACAAGAGCACCGAAUGCAGCCAACUAGGAAUCAUGGAUCUGAAAUUCACUUCAUCAAGAAAAUACAUUUCCAUCAGUGUACCUUCCAAGUCUCAAACGAUGUCUCCCCAUAUCAAAUCAGUAGAUGAUGUUGUAGUUCUUGGCAUGAAUCUCAGCAAGUUUAACAAACCUACUCAGUUUUUCAUCUGCGUUUCUGGAGUUUUUAUGUUUUAUCUAAUCUAUGGAUAUUUGCAGGAAUUGAUAUUUUCAGUGGAAGGUUUUAAACCUUUUGGCUGGUACCUCACUUUAGUGCAAUUUGGAUUUUAUUCCAUUUUUGGACUAAUAGAGCUGCAGUUAAUUCAGGACAAAAGAAGAAGAAUUCCUGGCAAAACCUACAUGAUAAUAGCGUUUUUAACAGUGGGAACUAUGGGUUUGUCAAAUACCUCCUUAGGAUAUCUGAAUUACCCCACUCAAGUCAUCUUCAAGUGCUGUAAGCUGAUCCCAGUUAUGAUAGGCGGGGUUUUUAUACAAGGAAAACGUUACAACAUUGCAGAUGUGUCUGCUGCCCUCUGCAUGAGUCUGGGAUUAAUAUGGUUUACUUUAGCUGACAGCACAGUUGCACCAAACUUCAACUUGACAGGUGUGGUCCUAAUAUCCCUUGCCCUCUGCGCGGAUGCAGUGAUAGGAAACGUGCAGGAGAAGGCUAUGAAGCUGCACAAUGGCUCUAAUUCAGAAAUGGUUUUGUAUUCCUAUUCAAUAGGGUUUGUGUAUAUUUUGUUUGGAUUAACGUGCACUAGUGGAUUGAGCCCUGCAGUCACAUUUUGCUCCAAGCAUCCAGUUCAGACUUACGGUUAUGCAUUCCUCUUCUCCCUGACUGGGUAUUUUGGCAUAUCCUUUGUCCUAGCUUUGAUCAAAAUAUUUGGUGCCCUUCUUGCUGUAACAGUUACCACAGGAAGAAAAGCAAUGACCAUUGUGCUUUCUUUCUUGUUCUUUGCAAAGCCCUUCACGUUACAGUACGUGUGGUCAGGCUUGCUGGUAGUCCUUGGUAUAUUUCUUAAUGUUUACAGUAAGAACAUGGAUAAAAUCAAACUGCCUUCACUGCAAGGGUUUUGGAAAAAAAGGGUUGAAGAGCGAAAAACAAGGACGUUGUCACAAACUGUGUAGAGAGCAGUUUAUGCCUUGUCUGGACUAUGACUUAGAAUUUUAUUGGAACAGCCUUCAACUGAUUCACAUUUUCCAAAGGGAACAUUAUCAAAACCAAAGGAGCUGAAGACAUAUUGUCUGCUUGCAGAUUGCUACAAGUGCACAUUUUUGUGAGCCCUUUCUUCAGAGCACUUGAAUUCAUCGUUAAAGGUGGUAUAGGCCAUUGUCAGAUGGCUUUAUGAAGGACUGCGGCUCCUGGCUAGCUGCUGAGAAGCUGCACAAGUGGGACACUGUAGAAGACUAAUUUGGGCAUUUUGGUAAUAUUGGCCACGUGGCUAAUCUGAGGUUAGUGGUUCUUUGUUAAUUGUCUAGGAGGGGUAAUUUCAAUGUGAUACUAUAUCAGCAUUUAACGGGACCUAAUCGACAACUGGUUGAUUGACCAAACUGCAAUUUUAAAGGUGGAAGGUUUGCAAUGUGGUGUGUUGUCACUCUUUUUAAUUUUAAAUAAAAAUGUUGUUUUGUUA
Molecule: messenger RNA, 1845 nt
Organism: Dryobates pubescens (Downy woodpecker)
Lineage: Eukaryota; Metazoa; Chordata; Aves; Piciformes; Picidae
Gene: SLC35B3
Product: solute carrier family 35 member B3
Exons: 10
Coding region: 146-1342 (398 amino acids)
Biological process (GO): transmembrane transport
Cellular component (GO): endoplasmic reticulum membrane; Golgi membrane
Molecular function (GO): 3'-phosphoadenosine 5'-phosphosulfate transmembrane transporter activity
Source: RefSeq, a predicted model, not a curated record